CCAGAAUGACACGUAAUGUUUGCAAACAAAAAAGUCAAGCAGGAAGAGAACGCAACGCGAAAUCGGAAAGUGUUUUCUGGUGAGACGACACACAAAAACAUUGGCUGAAUUCCAUCCAACCAAGUUCUGUGAAGAGCUCCUCAACCUGCGUCAGCAUGAAUGUGUUUGACCGCAGCAUCAACCUGGAUGCCCUCCUCAAGUUCUCCCAGAUCUCCCACUCGACCCAGGUGCAUCUGAAGAAUGUCUACUCCAGCCUGGCGAUGUGCAUGUUCAUGGCGGCAGCUGGAUCCUAUGUCCACGUUGUCACCCGCUUGUUUCAGGGGGGGAUUGUGUCUCUCCUGGGCUCUCUGGGGAUGAUGUUCUGGUUGGCCAUGACACCUCACAGCUCUGAGACGGAGAAGAAGAGGCUGGCCAUCCUGGCAGGGUUUGCCUUCCUCACAGGCGUUGGCCUUGGACCUGCCAUGGACUUUGUCAUCGCUAUCAACCCAAGCAUCAUUGUGACCGCCUUCCUGGGAACCUCCAUCAUCUUCCUGUGCUUCACCCUGAGUGCCCUGUAUGCCAAACGCAGGAGCUACCUCUUCCUGGGAGGUACACUGAUGUCAGGGCUGUCCAUCAUGUUCCUGCUGUCUGUGGUCAACAUGUUUUUCGGAUCCGUCAUGCUGUUUAAGGCACACAUGUACCUUGGGCUGGUCAUCAUGUGUGGGUUCGUUCUGUUUGACACUCAGCUCAUCAUUGAGAAAGCUGAAAACGGAGACAAGGAUUAUAUCUGGCACUGUGUUGACCUGUUCCUGGACUUUGUGACCAUCUUCAGAAAGCUCAUGGUUAUUCUGGCCAUGAACGAGAAGGACAAGAAAAAGGAAAAGAAGUAGAUGAAAGAAAUCCCUAGGAAGUUCAACAUUAAAAAGUUGGUGACAACAUGGCACAAUAUCUGCAA
This is a messenger RNA of Hypomesus transpacificus, 934 nucleotides long. Its product is annotated as probable Bax inhibitor 1. Gene Ontology annotation, biological process: cellular response to unfolded protein; negative regulation of apoptotic signaling pathway; negative regulation of RNA splicing. The record is from RefSeq and is a predicted model, not a curated record. The coding region runs from base 156 to 869 and encodes 237 amino acids. Gene Ontology annotation, molecular function: enzyme binding. NCBI's taxonomy places the organism in Eukaryota, Metazoa, Chordata, Actinopteri, Osmeriformes, Osmeridae. Gene Ontology annotation, cellular component: mitochondrial membrane. The transcript has 10 exons.